AUGGCGAAGAUUGCCGGGUUUGCAGCGCUCUUCCUUGCAUUCGUGACCACAGUGCUCGCCGACCUCGGCGGCACCGUCCUCCGUACCCGCACACCGGCGCCCGAGCCACAGCUUGGCUCCGAACCUCUGGUCGUGCGCCUGCAACGUGUCGAAGGCUUGCACAGCUCGCACUUCUAUGUGGGAAGGUUGUCCCUGGGUCAGCCCAGGCCACAAGAGCUCCAGGUGCUCUUCGACACCGCCUCGGGCCACUUGCUCGUUCCACACUCGGCCUGCGCAAGCAAGGCCUGCAACAAGCACAAGCACUACUCGCCCUUCCUUUCCAGCACCGCCAUGGAUGUCAACACCAACGGCAAGCCCGUGCGGGAGAAGGAGCGUUUGGUGACGGGCAAGGCCGUGAGAGACGCGGUGACUGUGGAGUUUACGCAGGCCGACCUCGGUGAGGGUGCAGCCCAAGCCGUCCUGGUGCAUGAUGAUGUCUGCCUGGGCACAGAGUUCGGCCACCAGGUCUGCACCAACCUCGAUAUCAUGGCUGCAGUCAAGCUGGACGACGAGCUCUUUGAAGCCAUGCCAUAUGAUGGUAUGCUCGGGUUGAGCAUGGCAGGCCUUUCCACGGGAACCGGAUGUGUCUUCUUCCAGCGACUCAUGGAGUCGAACCCCUCGAUGCUGCCACAAUUCGGCUUGUCCUUCGGGGCACAGUCCGGAGAGAUCUUCUUCGGUGGCCACGACUCUUCCCGGAUGGCAGAGGACUUGAAGUGGUUCCCGGUGCUUCAUCCGGACGAUGGGUUCUGGGAGGUGGCGAUCAAGAGUGUCCGCCUGGGAAACCUCACUGUGGAUGCCUGCAACCAUGGCCGCCGAGGCAUCAUCGACACCGGAUCCUCGCGACUCGGCGUCCAGGAGAACAAUUUCCAAGCCCUCCGCGCCGCCUUGUCUCACAGCCAGGCCCUGGUGGGCGGUGGCUGCCAGGGCCCGGACUUGGAGUUCGACCUCGGUGACAUGGCCUUGAGGCUCCGGGUGGAAGACUACGCCACGGGCUCCAACUGCGAGCCGCAGUUGGGAUCCCUCGAGCUGGAUCCCAAGGACUACCAUGGGGUUUAUGCCUUUGGCGAAACCGUCCUUCGGAGGUAUUACGCGGCCUUCGAUUGGCAGGAAAGGCGCAUUGGCUUUGCACCUGUGGCACAGCGCCGUGUGCAACUCGGAAAGGCCGCUCCUACGACCGUCUUUACCGUCUAA
Messenger RNA from Symbiodinium necroappetens, 1230 nucleotides. Lineage: Eukaryota; Dinophyceae; Suessiales; Symbiodiniaceae. The record is from the annotation of a GenBank genome assembly.